GACACCAGCUGACCAGUUUUAGGUGUCAGUGGAAUUUGCGCGCUUAUUUCGGGGCUUAUUUCAUCUCUGGAACUCGAACUGCAGUUUUUACCAAGAUCAUGGAUUUUGUUGCGGAAAGCAAGCCGUACCGUAUAGCACUGUACUUCUUGACAUUAGUUGGCAGUCUACUAUUCGUCUUGUGGAAGGCAGUCGGUGUUUCGUUGGCUUGUCGAAGUCUCCCAAAGCGAUGGCUUGUGUUCCCUCUUCUCGGUUUCACCUCAAUAACUGUGGCAUGGAGAGAGAUAUACAUGUUUAUGGUGGAGGGGGCGAGAGAGUUUCCUGAUUUCCGUACUUAUCUUAAAGAGUCAGAAAUCAUUGUUGAGGCAUAUAGUGUAGUGACCAAUACCAAUGAGGGUUACUGGUGGUCUUCUCAGCUCUUGAUGUUUGUCCUCCCAUAUGUGGUAUUUAUCAACACAAAGGCAAGACAAAUCAACAUUCCCACUCUAGAGCUGUGUGCAUACACAUGGCUAGGCUUUGGCGGAGCAAUCAGCACCUCCUUUGCACUAUUUAUCUACCGCUACGAUGUAACCACUUACAUGAAAACAACGAAAGAGCUCACAAUAGUUGAGUCCAAGAUAGCAAUGCCAGGAAUUGCAGCACUUUUUAUAUGUCUUUGGUCAGGAUAUAUGAACACUAUUUUCUUAUACACCUCUGUGGAUUCGUCCUUCAAAGCCUAUCUGCUGCUCUUACAUGUUUUUCUCUUUCUUCCAAGCUUGCUUCCAGCAUUACAAAUGAAACAUAAGGACAAUAUUCUGGAUGACAACUUGAAAGGCUUUGUCCCUUUGUUGUAUGCCUUGUUAGCUUUCUUUAUUGCAUGCCAUCAUUUUUAUUUUUCACAUACAAUUCUACAUUCUGACUUUGCACCAGAAGCCUUUGUGAAGCUUAUUGCUUCAGGUUUUGAUCAUCACAGCCAAAAUGGAAUCUCUUCAGAUCUUGUUUUUUCAUUCCUGGUUUGUGUCUGUUAUUUCUUGGUGAAACCAAUAGGAACUCCAGCUAGUUCGCCCGUGCUUAUUCCCUUUAUUUGCUUGACUCCUUGCUUUUCCCUUGGUUGUACAUUUUCCUUGGUUAUGCUCUAUGAUGAAUUCUUACAAGAAAACAAAACCAAACAAAAAACUGAGUAGGUUUUUUUGGAAUGGUGUUAAAAACAAGGUUUUGUAGUAAAACAGCCAACAUAGAGUUGUAAAACAUCUGUUUACUUUAGACAACUUAACUUUAAUUAUGGUAGUUAAGGUAAUAAUUAAGGUAUUUAUGUAUGAGUAAUCCAUGGUGUAUGUAAUACUUCCAUGUAAUUUUACUGUUUGAUGGAUGUAGAACUACAACAUACUGUUACAUUUGUUGAGUCACAGAGAAAAUUCUUUUGCAUUGGUUGUGACAAAUACAAAGAGACAUUUACAAAAACAGCUGAAUUAUUUUCUUUGAAUUUCUCUGUUAAGAACAUUGCAAACCAUGUUUGUCUAAAAUCUUCACAAAAAUUUGCUGACAUUUCGGGAGCGUGCUUUCUGUCAGCUCUUUUAGAAUAUUUGCUGUUUUAGAAUGUAUUUGUUUUUGAUAUUUGAAAGCAUGUCAAAUCAAUCUUCAAAGACAUUGUCUAGGGCUAGGCUAGCUAAAAACAAGGUAUAUGUGCAUAACAUUUAAUCAUAUACAUAUGUUGACCCAA
This is a messenger RNA of Nematostella vectensis (starlet sea anemone), 1696 nucleotides long. RefSeq lists its product as uncharacterized. The coding region runs from base 99 to 1160 and encodes 353 amino acids. NCBI's taxonomy places the organism in Eukaryota, Metazoa, Cnidaria, Anthozoa, Actiniaria, Edwardsiidae. The transcript is spliced from 2 exons. The record is from RefSeq and is a predicted model, not a curated record.